Molecule: messenger RNA, 2396 nt
Organism: Vitrella brassicaformis
Lineage: Eukaryota; Vitrellaceae
Source: the annotation of a GenBank genome assembly
UUGCUUGCAACACAAACAUCUUCAUGUGUCACUCAAUGCACAUCACACAUGAAUGAAUCAAUGAAUUGGGUCCAUCUAGCUGUACACACAGCAUUCCAUUCCAUUCCAUUCGAUCUACCACGGCAGAAAUCACAGCACCAUGCACUACCUAAUCGCCGCAUCAUGCAGGCCCUCCCCCCUCCCUCCCUCUAGCCCUCCAUCACUCGACACUGUCCUCUGACAUCGUCUCCCAAUCACUACCACGGGCAUCGCUGUCAGCUGAGCCCACGUCCGUGUCGGUGUCACCUCCGUCCGCCGCCAGCAGAAACAGUAAACCUCUCGACUGGACCAACAUCACACAGACAACAUCCAUCAGUCGCGACAACAGCCGUGCAUUUGGAAAGACAUAUCACGCAGACACACCCGAAUUCGUAUGCCUCCGUCGGCAUGGUGGGCCAGCUGCGAAAUUCUCCUCUGUCCGUCAGCCUGCACACACAAGAGGCCGACAAGCAGAUGUUUGUUUUCGGCUCUCUCUAUCGCCUGUGUGUGGCUCACCUGUUGUAUGAGAUUGCGGUAGGGGUUCUGUGGGAGGCCGUCGCGCACCUGCACCUGGUGACCCACACUGCAUAAAACAAAAAACCACCAACACACGGGGAGGAUGCCUUAUGUGAUGGUAUGGCUGUGUGCAUCUUCGGUGUUGUGACAGAAAGGGUACUCUAGCAACUUGUUGAUUGCCACGAGUGCCCCAUUGAGUAUGACGACCUGAGCGCCGUCCACGAGCAGAUCACACAGCGGCCCGACGCAACCGCACCCAACCAAAUACUCAACCUGAACAGCAAUAACGACACGACAGCAGUGCAGGAUGCUGUCAGGUGCUCUUGUGUACCUGCGCCUGCGAUCCGCGUCCCACCCCGUGCAUGACGGCCCACAGCGCCACUUGCUUGACGCUCGGCACAUCAGUAGUGGCUAUGAAGACCAGCUGCGGCACCAUGCCUGAGUCGAUGACCGCCUGCCGCUGAUCACGCGUACCUAAGCAGACGAAGAGAGGCCAUCGUCCCCAAUGUGUCUGUUUGUGUGCGUCUUCCUGGCCUCAAACACUCACCUCCCAUGAUGUUGAAGAUGGCAAAACAGGCCUCCUUGCGAAUAUCCUCGUUGGGUGACGACAGCGACGCCUUCAAUGCAGCAAUGGCGCCACACUCGAUGACCACCUGUGUCUGCUCAUGAGUGCCUGAGAGCCCACUCACAGACACACACCACCAAGGCAGCCAUGGUUAAGUCGUUCUCAUGUCUCUUCCCCAGCCCUCCGUGUAUCUAUGUACCCCUCGUGAUGCCGCCGACAGUCCUCAGUGCAUGCCUCUGGACCUUAUGGCUGUCAUGUCUCAUCAGCUCCACCAAUCGGCCGCACACACCACUGUCCACCACCGCUCCGAUGCGCUCGUCGCCUCCCUCCUGUGUGAAGUAUGACAGCAUCCUGCACCACCCUCUGAGCACUUCGGUGUCCUGGUCAGGCGUCUUGAUGAGCUCUGCCACCACCGGCACCGCUGGCGACACCAACUCGAAGGGCGGCUGGGGAUUCUGGCUGAGGUUCGAGAGUGCCCAGGUGGCGGUGCGCAGCAUCCACAUAUCCUUGCUGUCAUGCAGCACCUUGAGCAGUGGCUCCAUGACUCCCGCGGCCAACACCAAGUCGCGGGGAAACGGCCCAUGGCCCGCAAUGUUAGCCAGCGCCCACGCCGCUUCAUACUGCAGGUGAGGGCGAGCCGGAUCGGUGAGAACGGCCACCAGUGGCUGAAUGACACCCGCGUCGAUGAUGCCCGGCAUGGCGGGCCCCCAUUGGAUGCACAUCAGCAAGCGAAGGGCCAUGGCGGCGAUGAGCUGGAUGGAUGGAUCUCCUUUGCAGAUGCCGCUCGAUAUGACGCCCAGCAGAGAUGUCUUGCUGACUCCCAGCCGUCCCUUGUGUGUCUUGAUGGCGAUGGUGCAGAUGGCGCAAGCCGCCUGGACACGCACAUCGAGAUGCGGGGACGAGAGCUGCUGCUGGAGUGCGGGCACGACACCAGCCUCAAUGACGACGUCAGCCUCAGCCGCAGCCAUGGCAGCCAGGCAUUUGGCGGCCUCGAUGGCCGUCGAACGCCAGCAGCUCUUGAGAAGUCUGACCAGCACCGCCGCGAUCAGUGUGGCGUCGAUGGCCGCUCGGCUCUCCUUCUUGCCUUUCGCCAGGAUCAGUCGUCGGUGCAGCUCGCGGAGGGCAUUGACCUUGCUGAGGGAAAAGGGGCUCGAAAGGCGCUUGAUGAGUUGAGGAAUGGUCAGCUGCUCGAGGUCCGGCCAUAUCAUCAAUGAAAUGGCCGUCCAGACGGCACUCAAGAAGGCUGAAACGCCCCAAACGGUCGUCCAUACGGCACCGAAAAAGGCUGAAACGCCCC